AUGAAAGACUACGCAGAUAUUGCCCUCUGUGCCGAGACAGCAAAAUGGAGCAAGCCUGAAUUCUGUAAUCCAGCUUUUGAACCUGAGGCUGGAUUGCCUACCCUAUCUCCAGUCCAUCGGGAAUCCAGGAGCAGCCCUAGAGCUCACUGCCAUGGUGGUAUGGCCUGGAGGUACCAGACAGACUGCCAGUUCUCCUGGCUGUGUGCGGCCCUUCUCUCUACCCUGCUGCUUUUGCUUCUGGGACUUCUCACCAUCAUCAUCCUUACCCAGCUAAAGCCUACUUCUCCACCUGAGACACCUCCCAGCCUUCUAUCCCCUCAAGGACCCAGUAAUGCCACAAAUACCAUCAGCCCUGGCAUCCAAGGAGAGCCAGCCUCCAACCUUACCCCAGAACCCACCUGUGGGGGGCUCCUGCUUGGUCCAGAGGGCUCCUUCGCCUCUCCCAACUACCCAGACCCAUACCCACCCAAUGCCUACUGCACGUGGCAUAUCCAGGUGGCACCUGACCAGGUAGUACAACUCAGAAUAGAGGCAUUCAGCAUGGAUGAUGUGGCCUCCUGCCUGUUUGAUUGGCUAGAGAUCUCCCUAGAACCAGAAGAACAAGGCAACCUGGGAAGUUCCAUGGUCAGGGUUUGUGGGAAAGUGCCACCAGCCAUACUCACCAUCAAUGCCAGCCGCCUCCGAGUCUCCUUCGUCUCUGACAGUAGUGUAGGCGGGAUUGGAUUCCAUGCCUGGUACCAGGCUGUGACCCCUAGAGAGGGGGGAUGCAAUGAGGAUGAGUUUCCCUGUGACCAUCUCUUCUGCUUACUGCCCGAUGUCGUGUGUGAUGGUUUCACCAAUUGCAAGGACUCCAGGGACGAAGCCAACUGCAGCAGGAAAAAUCCAGACUGUGGAGGGUCUCUGAAUGGACUCCAGGGCACCUUUUCCACCCCAAACUACCCAAAGCCCUACCCUCAUCAGCAGUUUUGCCUGUGGCAGAUCUCUGUCCCCCCUGGACUUGGCAUUGAGCUGCGCUUCCACAACUUCAGCCUGGAGGCCCAUCAAGACUGCGGAUUUGACUAUGUGGAAGUCCAUGAGAGCACGGACACGGGAGCCCUCAACCUGGUGGAAAGGUUCUGCGGCAAGCAGCUGCCCCCACCCCUCAUUUCCUCACAUCAUGAACUGACUGUGGUAUUUGUGACGGAUUACCAGAUCAGCAGCACAGGAUUUUCGGCAACCUACCAGGCCUUCAAUACAACUGACAAUCUCUGUGGGCCUGGGAAGUUCUCCUGCCAGGAUGGAGAGUGCAAGAACCUUCACUGGAUGUGUGAAAACUGGAGGAACUGCAGUGACAAAUUCAACUGCAGCAGCCUCCCCCAGCUGACCUUUGUUUGCGAACCCAUCUGGGUGGAAAUGUGCCAGGGCCUCAGCUACAACAGCACAGCCUUCCCCAAUACUUUGAUGACUCUGGAGAGUCAACAGGAAGUGGAAGAGAUGUUGAAAGGAUACAAGACUCUGACAGACCUGCCCUGUUACCAACCUUUCCGGAGACUCUUGUGCGGGUUGCUCCUGCCUCACUGCACCCCCUCAGGAGGCAUCCUGCCGCCCUGUCGCCCUGUCUGCCUAGAAGCAGAGCAACACUGCCAGCCUGAUCUGGAGCCGCUGGGCAUCUCCUGGUCCUUCAACUGUAAAAGUCUUCCCGAUGCCUCUGACCCAGCAGGGUGCACCUGGCCCUGA
Molecule: messenger RNA, 1716 nt
Organism: Gracilinanus agilis (Agile Gracile Mouse Opossum)
Lineage: Eukaryota; Metazoa; Chordata; Mammalia; Didelphimorphia; Didelphidae
Gene: MFRP
Product: membrane frizzled-related protein
Exons: 13
Coding region: 1-1716 (571 amino acids)
Molecular function (GO): protein binding
Source: RefSeq, a predicted model, not a curated record